Molecule: messenger RNA, 2454 nt
Organism: Elaeis guineensis (African oil palm)
Lineage: Eukaryota; Viridiplantae; Streptophyta; Magnoliopsida; Arecales; Arecaceae
Product: B3 domain-containing protein Os03g0120900
Molecular function (GO): DNA-binding transcription factor activity; DNA binding
Source: RefSeq, a predicted model, not a curated record
CUCUCUCUCUCUCUCUCUCCCUUAGCGUCUGCGCUUCUCUCUAUCCUCCCAUUUGGUUUGUUGGAAGCUAAAAUACCUUCCCGGCCCUUCGGGGAACCUUCGAGGCAGUCCGUUGGCAGCGCCAGGAAACCACCCACAUCCGAUCUAUCCCCCAAAGGGGUCAGCAGGAACCCGCCGAGUCCCCAGCCCUCACUGAUUUCUGGUCAAAGCUGUAGACACCGACCGUUCCUUUCUUCCUUGGCCUCCCAUCAGAUCUCAGUCCCAGGACAAAUCACCAACAGAAUUAGAGAAGGAAAAAAAAAAAGAAAAAGAAAAGAAAAGCAAAGAAAGUGAAAGAUCUAUCAUACCAAAGGUGAGUACUAGUAGCAGCAGUAGCAGUACUAGUUUCUAUUUCGGUUCCUCAGGGCUUUCUGACCUCAAAGUCAAGAUGGAGUUCACACAUGGAAGAAGAGAGAGGUUUUACAGUGAGGAUGACCACCAGGAGGCGGCCUCCAAGCACCCUCAUCUUGUUCCUCCUUCUUCUUCUUCCUCCCCCCCUUCCUCUUCCUCCACUGCCUUCCGAUGGUCCGGUGGAGCGCCGGGGAGCGGAGGCGGCGGCAGCGGCGAUGCUCCUAAUUAUGUAGAGAAGGAGCACAUGUUCGACAAGGUGGUGACGCCGAGCGAUGUCGGCAAGCUCAACCGGCUGGUGAUCCCGAAGCAGCACGCCGAGAAGUACUUCCCGCUCGACAUGUCGACCAACGAGAAAGGGAUGCUGCUGAGCUUCGAGGACCGGACGGGGAAGCCGUGGCGGUUCCGCUACUCCUACUGGAACAGCAGCCAGAGCUACGUGAUGACCAAGGGCUGGAGCCGCUUCGUCAAGGAGAAGAGGCUUGAUGCUGGGGAUACCGUCUCCUUCGGGCGAGGAGUCGGUGAAGCCGCCCGCGAUCGCCUCUUUAUCGACUGGAGGCGGCGGCCUGAGCCUCACAACCUGCCUCGCCAGCUGCCGCGCCUUCCUUUACCCCUCCCGGGAGUGUCGCUGGCCCGGUCGGUGAGCCCGUGGGGCGGUCGGCUCUUCGUCCCUCCGGCAGCACUGGUGUACGACCACGGCCAGCAGGGGUACGGGUACAACGCUGCGAACCCCGGCAGCGGGCAGUUUCUUUUCUUUAGAUCGGCAGCGGCAGGGCCGCCGCAGAUUGGGGUGCAACCAGGAGGCGGAAGCAGCAGCGGGGAUGAAGUGGUGGCCGGCGUGCCAUUGGUUUUGGAUUCGGUGCCGCUCGUCCACAGCCAGGCACAAGCGAAGCGGGUCAGGCUAUUCGGGGUGAACCUCGACUGUCCCGAACCGGAUGGUGGUGCUGACGACGGCAAUGGUGGGUCUUUAAGCAUGCGCCGGAUGCAACCCCAUUCGACGGCCCAACUCCUCCAAUGGUCGCAAGGUGGAGCCGAAACUUCGAUGGCCGCCUCGCGGUCGCCGGGCAAGGAGAAGCAGUCACCGCUGGAUCUUGACAUGUGAUGAUCGAAAGGAGGAGAAUGGGGAGGAAGGAAAUUAAUCGUCAUACCCUCAUGAGAUCUAUACCUGGAAUUGGGAUCGAUGGACACUGAACUGAAUGAGAGAAAGGUUAAAAGAUUCUUUCUUUUUAGCGCUUACUUGGCUUCUUGGAGCAUGAGGAAUCAUUGGGAUACUUGGCAUGAGUGGGGUUGGGAAGAAAGGAAGGAAGCAUAUCCAAACUUAUUUUUCUUUUCCUUUUCCUUUUUCCUUCUAUCAGAUUUCCUAUUCCAAUUGUAAAUAUAUUAUAGCUACAUCUUCCUCACAUACCUCCAAAGCACUGGGCAUGCCUUAAAGAGGACAGACAGUUAUGGAGAAAAAGGAGGUCAGAUCUCAAUCCUUCUCCAUCCAUUUCCUAUCUGUUGUGCAUUGGGAUUUUAUCUUUGCCUGCCAUGACAGCACCUCGUAUGCUGUCAUUCAUGCAUGAUGGGAUAUGAUAGGAGUAAGCUGUGCAGAAUUCUCUCUUUUUUUCUUUUAAAGAAAUUAUACUAUUUUAAGUGGUCAAGCUUUAGUAAUGGACUCCAAUUGAUGAAAGGAGAGUACUGCUAAUGCUAUAGACGCCCUGCUUAAUGUGCUGUAACAAUUGUCAGGGAUGUGUGUUGAAUACCAUCCAAAAGUUCUUUAAGGUGGAAGAGAGUGAAGAAAAUAGGUGCCAAGAUGCUCACGUACUGCAUUUAAGAAAGUUGAAGGUCGAACUGGCUAAGCUUUUUGUUGCACUAUAGUUAUUUCUAACUGUAGUGAGGUAUACUGACAAGAGCUAAGAUGUUGGACGCACUUGCAGUGGGCAUGGUAUGGGAGGUAAUCAUAAUAGGGAAUGAGUGGAAUAGAAUUUUCGAUACAAGGUUCAGUUGGUUGCUCAUGUACUUGAAACACAUACCAAGAAAACAAAAAAAAGAUAAUCAAUCUAUAAAUAAAAGAAUAUAGAGGAUAGC